GAUGUGACAGCCACCUGUGACUCUUAGGGGGCCACCUGGAGAUGCUGGGGGCUACGGAUAGAGCCUAACAAUGACGGCAAUAGGAACCUUGGUAACAUUAUUAGAGUUGCUGGAUCAGGCUCUGCCUGAAGCUAGAGCUAAGCCUAACCUUCUGUGGUUUUUUUUUUUUUUUUUUUUUUUUUUUGUGGUACGCGGGCCUCUCACUGUUAUGGCCUCUCCCGUUGCGGAGCACAGGCUCCGGACGCGCAGGCUCAGCAGCCAUGGCUCAUGGGCCCAGCCGCUCUGCGGCAUGUGGGAUCUUCCCAGACCGGGGCACGAACCCGUGUCCCCCUGCAUCGCCAGGCGGACUCUCAACCACUGCGCCACCAGGGAAGCCCUAACCUUUUGUGUUUUAUGAGCCGGUAACUCUGACUGAUAAAGUCCUGCUUUCAGGCUCCCCCAGUGCAAGCCGAGAAUGGGAAGGUGCUUGGCAGUAAUCAGUGUGAGACCCCCCUGGAUGGGGAUUCUUGGUUCAAAGAGAAACCGUGUGAUUAGAGCUUAGGUCAUAUCAUUUGAGGUCUACUUGGGCAGGUGACAGUCCCUCUCAAUUCCAGAGGCUCAGACCACAGCCAAAAGAAGAGAAGACACAGGGGUAUAGGGUCCCUGUCUCCAAGGCUCAGGGGAGGAGGCAGGUAGCCUUUAUGUGGCCCCAGAGGGCAGUGCUUGACCAGGAUGAAGGGGGAGGGGGAGCAAAGACGAGAGAGAGUCAAAAGAAGGCAGUUUCAGCUCCCUUUGAGGAAAAACUUUCUCACAAGGACUGCUGACCAAGAAUGGAAUGGGCUGCGUUGGGAGGUGGUGAGCUUCCUGGCAGAGGAGGUAUGUAAGCAGAUAAAGGACUUUAAUGGGUGGAAUUUUGAAUAGAGUCAGACUAGGCAAUGUCUAAGUCUUCCCACUGUGAGGAAUUAAUUUUUUCCCUAAAUUAUUUAAGGGCUUCAACAAGCAAAAUGAGAUGGGGGGACAGCCCUUAUUCAAAGUUUCCUAGCAGAGGCCGGGCCUCCCCUCCCUGCAUCCCCUCAGCCACUGGAGUCUCAGAAGCCGCGUCCAGGAGCGACUUCCUGCGUCAACACAACAGUAAAUCUUUCAGCAUGCUCGCUUGGCGCCAGGCACUGUUCUAGGGCUUUGAACAUUUCCUCACAACAACCCCACAAGAUGAGAAAACUGACGUCCAGAGCUGGGGAAACUUGCUGAGACCGCACAGAUCCCUCGAGCUGCAGUGUGUACCCAUUCCGAGCUAGUUCUGCCUGGAAAACCCUGCUGGUCCUUCAACCACCCACCUGCCGGGUCCCCGACACAAAUGUCGCUUCCUUUCAGAACUUGCCUCCCUACCUGGAUGCCCUGAGCUCCCACGGUCUCCAGCGGCUGUUGUGCUGCGUUUCCCCCAUCAGACGGCGUUUCCUGGAGGGCAGCCAGCACAGGACAGAGUGGCCCGUCAAGAAAGACAGGAGAGCCCUAGCUUUGGAGCCACAGACCGGGGGCGAGUCCCAUCCCCAUCACUGCCGAGUCCCAUGGAUGGGGGCUGACAGAGGGGUGGACCCUCCAGGAAACAUUAUCACCAAGAGUAAAAAGCCACUGUCUCUUGCCAUAAAUAGAAGGUAACCAGAAAAACAAAGACAACAAAACAGCCAGUUCUAGCUAGCUCCUGUUUUCAGGCUGUUCUUUCUUUGUUAAAAAGAGAGGGUGGCUAAGGGGAGUUAGAGAUUCACCCGGUCAGCCCAGGACCUGAGACAACCAGGACUGCAAAGGCCGGCAGAGGCCCUCGCUGGCCUGUGACCCCACGUCCACCCCUGCCCACCUCGGGCCACUCUCCUCUGGGGUCACGGAGGGGCUGGGGGACCUGCAGAGACACCUGUCACCCCACAGGCACAGCGGAGCACCUCCCUCUCAGCUGCAGGCCCUCCUGGGGAGAGGCAGGCCCGCGGCAGCCCACGGUCCCCUCACGCCCGGACAGACCACGUCCUUGUGCCAGCAGGGCGUUCCCUCCAGCUGUGCACCUCUGCGUGCCGCCCUGAGCCCCGAGUGAGCCUCCCUCUGACGCCUUCUUCCUGCUGGAGCCCGGCGGCCAACACGAUCUGACAAGGGCCAGAUGUUCCCCUCUACUCCUUCCAGCCCUGGCAGCUCACGCCCAGCUCCAGGCCUCCGACGGACAUAGCCUCCCUUGGUUCUGUGAUGCAAAGGGGGGUUCUCGGGAGCUGCCUAAUCUGGGUUCCACCCCACAGGACCGUGGCUUUCCGAUGUGACGCUCCGCAACUGCCCCUGCCCCCCGGCCUCCAUCUCAAUCCUCUCUUCAUUCACCAGUAAACACUGAUGGGCCCUGGGGUCCCAUGAAGAUGAAAAGAAAUAACGGUGCUGGGAAGCAGUAUGCAGGUCACUGAAUUUGGAAAGUUACGGAUCUGGGGUCACUGCAGCCUGUCCCCUCCCGUGUGGAGCCGGAGUGCGUGAAACCAAGCAGGGACAAGCAGAGGUUCGGGAUGGAUGGACAGUGCUGGUGGCACGGGAUUUAAAGUCUGCUCCCUGCAGCGUGUGGAGGCCACGUGUCUGAGGCACAUCUCAAAGACUCAUCACAGAGCCCGCCCCGGGCUUCUGGGCAGGAGCAGACAAUGAAACCCAAACCGCAGUGUGUUCCAAGCACUGUUAGGGUGACGUAGCAGGGGGAUAAAAGGUCCGGUAAUCCCCCAUCGGUCCCGGCCGGACCCUGAGGACUCAGGAGGAACCACAGUCACCUGACAUCCCCCUCCUCAGCCUGUACGCAGUGGGAUCCUUUGCUGAACUGGGCUCCUGGGGGUCCGUGACUGUGAACGUGACCAGGUGCUGUCCUUGAGGAAGGCUCUGACCUAGAAUGGAGAAUGGCAGGUUGAGGCUCUGCCCAGCUCCAGAUGAGGAAAAGGAGGCUCACAGAAGCAAAAAUGACUGAGACAUGGGCUCCCCUGGUGGCACAGUGGUUAAGAAUCCACCUGCCAACGCAGGGGACACGGGUUUGAGCCCUGGUCCGGGAAGAUCCCACAUGCCGCGGAGCGGCUGGGCCUGUGCGCCACAACUACUGAGCCUGUGCUCUAGAGCCCGCAAGCCACAACUACUGAGCCCAUGUCCCACAACUACUGAAGCCUGUGCGUCUAGAGCCCAUGCUCCGGAACAAGAGAAGCCACUGCAAUGAGAAGCCCGCGCACCGCAACAAAGAGUAGCCCCCGCUCGCCGCAACUAGAGAAAGCCCGCACGCAGCAACGAAGACCCAACGCAGCCAGAAACAGUAAAUAAAUAAAUAAAUUUAUUUAAAGAAAAAAUGACUGAGGCAGGUCUGAGACCAGAGCUGCCUGCUCAGCCUGCACCUCCCUGCCCCCACAUCACUGAACACACACGUCCAGGGCAACAGGGCCCCACCCCACUUCACAGAUGAGGUAACUGAGGCACAGGGGGAGGGGCCAGCUCAAGGUCCCACCGUAAAGAUCUGGAAGAGCUGGGAUUCAAGCCCAGGUUGGGCCGGGCCUCCCGAGCUCGGCCCUCCACCCACCGAGCCCCCCUCUGCAUCUCAACGGCCCGGGUGGGCCUGCAGCAGGUGCUGGGCCAGCAGUGUCCCUUUGUGAGCCCGGGGUAUUGUCCCCUGGACAAAGGCCUCAAUUCCCACUAGCGGCCACCCACACGCUCACUUCUAAGGAUAAAGGAAUCCGCAGCCAGCCGCCCCCCAGCUCCAGAGCUCCAGAUGGCGGCCCCCGCCCGUCUGCUUCCCUCCUGACCCACUGACUCUGCGCCCACCCCCCAUCAGGCCGGGCUGCUGCACUGGGGCGGAAGAAAAGAGGUGGCCCUCCAAGGCCUCAUCUUUGUGUCCUCAGCAUGGUGGCCGGCCCAGUGAGCUGCCCUACGCCUCCCUCCCCCCCAUCCAUCCCAGCCUUUUCAUCCUUCCCAGACAAGACACAAAGCCACAGAGGCGGCCCCUCCUCCGGCUCCAGCUGAGCUAGCUUUUCUGUCUUCUGGGUGUUGGAGCCCAGCCCCUGCCCAGCAGUGCUGGCCCCAGGCAGCUGCCCAGGUGUCUUAGAGGCCCAGCUUCUCCUCCGUGGCGCAGAGCAAGGGGCGGCAGGGCAGAGAAAUGGCUGAGACACGGGGCUUCAAGAGAAUCUAGUCACCGGGUGGAGGAUGGUUCCCCUCGAAGCAGGAUCAGGCCAUUGGACCACUCAGGGCUCGCCUGGUGCUGGACUCCCGCACGCCCAUGCCCUUUCUGCCAAGACGUUUUUGAGGCUGCAUCCAUCCAUAUGCUUGUUGGUCCGUUCACUUGUUCAUUCACCAUCUUACUGGGAGCCCUGGGCCUGCUGCUGGGCCAAACAACGUCAAGACAUCGUGCUUCCCUAGGAGGGCUCACGGGCUGGGCCAGGAGGCCAGUAAUCCGGAUCCUUUUGGCCCAUCCUCCCAGCAGGUUCUGAAGCACUGAGACAGGCAAGGUUGGUGACGGUGCAGAGUGCCCCCAGCUACCCCAAAGCGUUCAGCAGCCUGGGAGAGCUGACUCUGAGACAAGCCUGUCCUGCGCUUAAGCAGGCUUCCUUCCGGGCCCUCCACUCAGAGAUUCUCCAGUUGCCACAGGUUCCUGGUCAGGAUGGUGGAUUGAGGUGCUAUGGGAAGCUCUCUUUCUAUGUACAAACACACAAAAGUGCUGGAUAGAAUAUAACCAUUUAAAAUAAUCCAGUCAAGGUCAAAAACAAAAAGGUAGGGGCAGCCACGUGAUGCAGUUCUGGCCAAGUUGAUGGAGGUACAAGUUCUGGCGGCAGAAGGUGGGGGAGCCUCUCCCUGAAUAGAAUGGCAAAGCUCACUAGAAGAAAAUCCUUCCCACCCCCAAUAUCACUGGUCCUUCUUAUGCCUGGACAGCAGACAUGAGGCCUGGAGGUGCAGCAGCCAUCUUGUAACCAUAAGACAGCAACAAAAAAGCCGGGAGUGCCGGCCGGGGGGGCCUCCCUGCCGCAUGUAGCUGCCGGCCUGUGAGUGGGAGGACGAGGACCAGGCGAGCAUGGGGACCAUGUCCUCCAUGGGCAGCUUUUACCAGUCCGGGAGCGAGUGUGAAGUGGAGGAGAACCCGAAGGUUAGGGCCUGGGCCCAGGAGUCGGCCACCGGCUACCAGUGCAGCGGCGAGUCCUCAGAAGGGCCUGCCAGCACCUUCGACUCGGACGUGCCCCACGUUGUCCCCUGCAAGUUCAUCAUCUCUCUGGCCUUCCCAGUGACCGCGGGUCACAAAGGAAAAUAUUCAAGUUUGGUUGCACAGUACAGGAGACACCCUAAAAUGGACAAACCUAUUGCAAAGGUUCGCCAUUACUACCACAUCGAGUACUUCCUCCUGCCUGGUGAUGGGGAGCCUAAAAAGGUCGAUGUGGUGGUGUUUCCAGCCUUGGCCAAAGUGUUCCUGGAUUCAGGAAUAAAGACCAUCAGGCCAUGGCAAGAAGGGGACAGGGUCUGGGUGUCGUGGACCCAAAGUUUUAACAUCAACAUGACAAAGGAGUUACUAAAGAAAAUAAAUUUUCACAAAAUCACCUUGAGGCUCUGGGACACCAAGGACAAGGUUUCGAAAAAAGCCAAGAAUUAUCGAUUAAAACCUUCUGGGUUUCUGGAAGAUGCAGGAUCUUUUGAGGAGGUGAAACAUUUGGUUUUAAGUCAGAGAAGAUCGUCUGAACAGGGCAUUCACAUCAAAGCGAAGCUGCAUCAGGACCACACACCAGGGAAGCCAGAAAAAGCAAGAAAAUGCUUCAGGUCUGGACAUGCAGAAAAGGCAACUCUUCCCAAGACCACCAAGGACGAUGAAGAGCUGCUCAGGACGGAAGAUCUUGACACAGUACGAUGUGGUACUUCAAGACCAGUUAUUGCUUUGGGAGGGGCAACCAUGACAGAGAUGGAGGAGUUAAUUGAGAGGCCGUCAUUUAGCAGCUUAACAAACUUGUUGGAAAAGCAAACAUUUCAAAUUAAACGGAAAGAAUCAGACGCGGGGAGGAAAAGCCAGAGGAGGAGGGAGAAAUCUCGCAUGGAGACAGACUCCAGGCUGGCAGGCCACGGGAAGCAGGGCACGUUCGCCAUGCAGCUGGCGGUGAUGCCGCUCCUCGCAGGAUGGCAAACUGUCGUGAGUCAUGGCAGUGGGAGGUCGGCCAACGUCUUAGAUUGUUUUUUGACCCUAAAAACAGAAGUUCCCCUCAUGACUGAAGAGCAAAAGCGGGACUUAAACCCCCUAACCAUAGAGAUCAAGUGUGUUUCCUGCCUUCCAUCACGGUCUGUGUCCUUCAGUGAACUAGAGCGGCUGUGCACCCCCGUGUACUGCAGGUACCAGUUCUACAGGACCCCAGUGCACAGGACUGAGGGCCAGCCCCAUGGGACCCACGUCUACUUCCAGGAUAUCAACGUCAUCUUCCUUGGGGCCAUGCACCCCAGCGACCUGAGGGAAUACCUGGAGGGCCCCCCGAUGGUGGUGGAAGUUCAUGACCGGGACCGCAAGUCAGAGGGGUAUUCCCGCAAGCCCGCCCUGUUUGGGGAGGACCCGCUGGAUUCAUACCUCAACCUCCAGACCCUAAUUUCCCCGAAAGAGACGGAGAACAACCCCUUUGAAACCCAGGAUAAGAUGUGGGACCCUUACGGGGUUGCCCAGGUCAGCUUUGCCGACCUCCUCCUUGGCCAGAAGUACUUGAACCUGGUUGUCCCCGUCCACAGCUGCGAGCCCAAGGCCACGCGCCUCGGCCAUGACAGCAGGAGCAGGAAGGUGGUGGGGUUGCGGGUGCCCGGAGACGGCCUGCGGCACAGCCCGAUGCCCCCGGGCGACUACCUGGAGGCCAGCUGCCUGCUGAAGCUGCGGGCGGGCGUGGCGGUGCCGCUGUGGGCCGGGACCGAGGCCCUGGACGCCCACCCCACGGCCUCCCAGUUUGGCCGCGUCAUCUUCGUGUUCACCUCCAGUAAGCUCUCACUCCUGCACGGCCUGCUGCAGGACGUCGCCGUGAUCAACGCCGGGGCCCUGGGCCUGGACUCCUGCCCCGUGGAGGAUAUCCAGCAGAUCCUGUCCGCCUUGAAGAUGCCGGCGAAGAUCCAGGAGCGGCCGGACCUGGACGUGCUCACUGGCUUCCACCUGCUGGACGGGCGGGGCCACCUCCUCAUCCUGGAGGGCUUGGCCGACCGGGGCCUGAGGCGGCUGUGGGAGAGCCACCAGAGCCGGGUCCCGCAGGCAGAGCCCGGCUCCUACAAGGCGCUCUACAACUCGCAGCUGCGCUUCCGCCGCCGCCUCUACGCCGACCUGGAGACCGUCCCGUACCACGUGCACCUGUCCCGGCCGCUGGCGCAGCUGAUGAAGCACGCAGUGCUCUACGUGCGCAACACGGUGCCGCGGCAGGUCUUUCAGGCACUGAGCAGGAUCUACUGCAUCUGCCAUUACAGCUCCAGGCUCAGGGAGGUGAUCACCGGGGACCUGCUGCCCUCCUCCUCCAUGAUCAAGGGGCUGAGCCAGGAGUUCGGGCUGCCCAUUUCCCCGGAAGAUCUUACAGAGGGAAAACUGCUGGCUAUGUCCCCUCCUCCUGCCCCCAAUCUGGAGGACUUCCAGAGCCGGAAUUUCACCCUCACUUCUGAGAUCCAGGCCCACCAGGAGAAGUGCCUGCAGUGGCGGAACACCAUGGUCCUGAAGAACAGAGACCAGAAGUACAGCCUGAUCCAGGAGCCGAGGAGACUCACGCACUCCCAGAGCUACCUGUCAGCCACAGUGGAGCCUCAGGAUUCAGAUGAGGAGAAGAGAAAAGCCGAGAGGAAGUCCCGUGACACCUGGCUCACACCCAACGGGUUCCAAGUGACUGGUCUUCACAGCACGGGCAGGACACAUCACCUGGGGCUGCCACCCCUUGGCGCCGUCACAGAGGAGUGGAGGGAGAAAGCGCUGUUUGCUAACAUACUGGAGUCAGUGCUGCACCGAGAGAGCAGGGGCUGGGACCGGCGCCCCCAGGACUUGGAUCUGUACACACAGCUGCCGCCGGCCCCUCCCGCGCCAAAGCCCGGGACAGGUAACUGUGGGCAGCACUCGUUCUGUUUUAGCAGCCACACUCCUGGGCUGGGAAAUCAGGAUUCGGCGGGGGGCUGGCUUCAGAGUGCAGGCUGGCCGGAACUUCUGGUUCCAGCUGGAUUCACUUGCUGUGUGAUGGCGGGGGCAGGUCCCGCCACCGCUCUGGGCUUGGUUUCUAUGAAAGGGAGGCCUUGGAAGGUAGGGCUAAGGGCUUUCAGGCUUCACACUGUGUUACCCAUGACCAGCCUCGGCAGGCUCUGGGUGCUGCUGGGCCCUUCCGGCUCCCAGACACAGCUGGUUGUCACCCGUGGGGGCAGGCGGGGGCCUGGCCACACCACCCCUCCAAGUUUUCUUCAUCCCCCGUUUGUGCAGAGGGACCAGAAAUCAUUUAUAGGUAGAGAACCAAACCUGUGAAUUAACAGAACCAGAAUCUUCAGGGAGAAAGAGCGGUGAGUUGAUCUGGCCACAGACCCCUUGCCCAGAAAGAGACCCCUUGCCCAGAAAGCUAGACUGGAUAAACGGUGGAGUGCUUUCCUUCCCUGACUCCUAAGGGCUGCUGGUAACAGCUCCGUGAAACCGGAGGACGUGCUGACAAGCUGCUGAAACUGGUCUACUCCCCUCCUCUGGGCUGUGCCACCUCCCCUUCAGUAGAGGCCCCAGGCUCUGGGGCCGCAGGCAGGGUCCCAGGCUCAGGGUCACUGCUGUGGUCCAGUGCAGGGACAGCAGGCUCGCUGCUCCGGCCCUUCCCAGCCCCAGGGCGCACACCUGAAGACACAUGGGUGAGAACAGCUCCCCGCAGACUGCUGUCCUGGCACCAGGUGAGAAGCCAUGACCUCUCCAUCUACGCCAGCAAAGAAGCUGCAGUGUCAUCGGGAAGAUGAGCUGUCAGAACGCCGGCAGCAGGCCUAGCCCCGCAGGUGGAUGACGGCUCCUCCUCCCAGGACCAAAGCCUGGCCCCCUCAAGGCAAGGCCUGUGAUGGGCAAAGCACUGGGAACCGCCCGAGCAGGAAGCCUACCAGGUGAGCACACCAGGGCAGGUGUGUAGAGGCCCGUCUGUGCCGCCGGAAGAUGCUGCUCGUCCUUGUCAAGUGGCAGAGAAGCACCAGCUAGGAGCAGCACCUGCUGUCAGGCAGCAGCAACAUCACCUGCGCAGGACCAAACCUGCACAGCACCGUGGCCCGGGCACCUGCCCCUCUGCUCCUGGAGCCCUCUUCUCACACAUGAGGACAAAGGGCCCUGGA
Orcinus orca (killer whale) is the source of this 9273-nucleotide messenger RNA. RefSeq names its product cilia and flagella associated protein 92 (putative) (gene CFAP92). The coding region runs from base 5027 to 8446 and encodes 1139 amino acids. The transcript has 24 exons. NCBI's taxonomy places the organism in Eukaryota, Metazoa, Chordata, Mammalia, Artiodactyla, Delphinidae. The record is from RefSeq and is a predicted model, not a curated record.